This is a messenger RNA of Homarus americanus (American lobster), 4964 nucleotides long. RefSeq names its product homeobox protein 5-like. The transcript is spliced from 11 exons. The record is from RefSeq and is a predicted model, not a curated record. The coding region runs from base 1385 to 3601 and encodes 738 amino acids. Lineage: Eukaryota; Metazoa; Arthropoda; Malacostraca; Decapoda; Nephropidae. Gene Ontology annotation, cellular component: nucleoplasm; nucleolus.
CCCCACAAACCAGGACAACGUUAGGUUCCAGGCCGCCUAGCUGCCAGUUGGCUCUGUGCUCGUGUCCCUCGUGGUCGAUCCUCACACCCUCCUGUAUCCACACUGGUCCGCCACUCCCUGCACCACCGUACUCUUCUCGCUAUCAUCACCCACGCCCUACGCCACCCACCCCCACCCUCCCACGACAAUGGUCAACUGAAAACUUUCCUAAGUGUGUACAUAUUACUCGUAACAUCUCCAAAUUUCAUUAUAAAUCUCCUAAAAAAUAUACAAAAUCUAUAAAUGUGACCUCUAAAGAAAGACCCGCGGAAAUAGUAUGCGUGUGGACCAGCCGGCAGUAAAACAAGUGAAAGCUUCUUGUAAACAAAAGGGACGCAGUGUAUAAACCCGGGAAGGUGGAGGUCCCCCCCAAAACAGCGCGACACAACACCAUCGCUGCCGUUAUGGAUCACCUUUCGCGGUGAAUGUACUGGGAUCGUCGACCGUAGUGAGGGCCAAGACACGGUAUCCCCUUCAUGCAACAGUCAGAGUGAACUUAACAUGAACAGCGUUCGGAAACUUAGCAGCUGGAGCAGGUAAAACAAAAAUUAACAAAUGUUCCAACAUUAACUUGCUCAAGAAAGAAAGACACCUUAAUGACACAGAAGAAACUUAAUACUUUUUUAAACAUCAGAGCUCAUAUACAAGUGAUCUCUUUAAAGUAAAUAUAACAAAAUAAUGGAAUAACGAAAUUUGAAGUCCAUACAGAUCUAGAAUAAGAGGAGUUAGGUCUUAGAUCUAAUCCAAGUAACAGUAACUGAGGAAGACCAGUAACAGAACAUGAGUUUCAUCAGUGGAGGGAUGGUUGGUGCUGUCAGGGUAUAUCCAUCCCAAGGUCAAUGUCUCACUUUGACUUACUACCUAACAAACUAGAGCUUCCUAAUACUGCACUGAUAGAUGAAUGGUUUUUUUUACCAAUAGCUACAUAAUGACAAUGAGACGAAAACAAAAUUAUCAAAUUCACUGAUCUUUAUGACCGUUGUUUAAAUUUAUAAUCAAAACUGGGAUUAACAUCAGUCAUAACUGUGGGCUCAAUAGUGAUUUGCUCAAAGUGUCUAAGCACCACUCAGCAAAAAGUUCUUCCAGUGAUAGAGUCAGAUAGAACUGGUAUUCAUGGGAACAAUAAACCUUAGUUGCUGAAAACACCCUCUAAAAAAUUCAAUAACCAUAACAAGAGAACUGGUAUUCCUCGAGCUAAACAAAAGAUAAAUAUGGUAGUGAUACAAUUAAAAGUCACUAAAGAAAUGAGACAACAUGAGCCACAAGGCGUGAUGCACCCAUAAUAAGCAGUUGUGAUCAAUUGCAAUCAAACUGGCUGCACUAGUAAACACAGUCUACAGGCAAGAUGGCAGCAACUACACCCGAGAAGCCAAGUUCCUCCAAGCCUGCCACUCCAUCCUCUGCCUUCUCCUUUCUACGAUACAUGCAAAAGAUGAAACCAGCAGAUCUCUCGCCUCGUAACAACGAACUAUCAAGCCAAGACAGCUCUUUGGAUAAUGAGGAGGGAGGUGGGCAGAAGACUCUCAACAGUGCCCUGGGUUCGUCUCGGGGCCGCCAGGGGUACUGUACCAGAUGUGACAACUGUUCUUCUGACCCACACCACACGCACCUUCAGAGUGACAUCGACUCUCCGAGGCUGGCGACUCAAGAAAACAACAACAACACUACCAGCAAUAACACUGCCAACAAUAACAACAACGUCGGUGUCAAUAACAACAUCAACAACAAUAACAACAGUAACACCUCCAACAUCACCAGCGGGAGGGGGGUGGGGACUAGUGACAGCGAGGCGGAAAGCGACGCGCCUGCCGGCACCAUGACUCAAGAGACAAAGAAGAGAAACUCUCUAGCGCCCACGAGUGACGGCGUGGAGUCCCCUCACGACGUGGAUCUGAUGGAGGUCAUCAAGAUCCCGGAGGUGAGCACCAGGAGGUCGGUGGUGGAGGUGUUAUCGCAGGUGGUCAAACUUGAGAGAUCGUCGUCGUCUUCGGCAUCGGAACCGACAAGGACGCCUGAGGCCCCAGACAUCGUGACGUCAACAACUAAAGGGCGAUCGAGGAAGGUGGCACUGCCGAAGAGGACUGGAAGCGAAGAGCAGCGAGGAGCCGACGUGAACACUCUGGCCAUACUGUGUCAACACUACGCACAGCUCGUCCAAGCACUCAAGGAGGAGAACUACCUGCUGUCGUGUGCUCGGAGUCCUCUGCCGGCCACGCCCAGAAGCGGUCUACGGGGCGUUGUGGGGGAGGCUGUGGCGCGGACACACCUGGGUGGUAGCGGCGGGAGGAGUAAGAGCACCAAGACUGUCUUCAACUGGGACUCAGAGUACAUCCAGAACUACGAACAAAAUCGUCCCACUGGGGUGGUGAGGGAGGAGGGGGACUCGGCCACAAUCAUCAAUGAGAACAGUAAACUCAUCUCAGAUCUCAGGAUGCCAAACUCGCCUAAAAGUUUCAAGGUACAGAGAAGUUCUUCAAGAGCGAGGGAUCAGCUCAAUAACAAUACCAAGUCCCCGAGACAGAGUCCAGCUAGGGUUCAGGACGACGAAGCCGAGAUCCCCAGCCCAGCGAGUGAUAUCCUCCCCAAGGAAAGAAAACAUUGGAACCUCAAGCCUUUACGAAACACGGCGAGUAAACACAAGAAAGACUCAAAACACUGGAGAAAAGGUUCAUUUAGCUUGUUUAAGGAAUCAAAAGAACCGGAGAAACAAGACACGGAGAAUGAGAAUGAAUCCCCAGUCCUGAGAAGCCAUGGCACCAGCCUCCAGAACCCGACGGUUGGAGUCUUGUCCACCAAGAUCAAUGACAUGGAGGUCAAGAUCCAGGAAAUACUCAAGCUGGAGCCUAUUGACCUUAUAAUGAGGGAGAACAGUCUGGACAGAUCACCGGCCAGGUCACUAGGAUGUGGGGGCAGUCUUAGGAGGUCAGCCAGUGUGGGCCAGAGAGGCAACUUCUACCGCCACGCCGUCAGGAACUCUCGCAAGGACCAGCGUCACCAGGACAUGUGUGACUCUGAUGAGGACGGGUCGAGGCGGUGGUGUGGUGGUGGCGUUGGCAACGGUAGCAGUGGUGGUGGAGGAAGUAGCAGCGCUGGGUGUCAGUACCAGGCCCUCGCUCAGGCUGCCCACGUCGAGGUAGACAAGCUGAGGCAACUGGUCCAUCUCCUCAACUUUAGGCUGACAGAGCUCAGUGGGAGAAUGCUAGAGGCAGAGGCAAGACUGAGGGAGGAGCAUCAGCGAGCAGCCAUCAUGGAGAGAUGCUUGGAACGUCGCUCCCUAGAAUCCAGCCUCAACCCAGGUGAGGGAGGUGGGUGGCGAAGCAGCAGGUCGCCACGGCACAGUGGUGAAGGAGGCAGCAGAAGACAUGGGCCCUCACUCAUGGCCUGGGGUGAUGCUGCCACUGAGAACCUCCUCAGGAACAAAGUGGAUAUGGCCAGGGAGGAAAUCGAGCUCCUGCGGCAACAUAUUGACCUUCUCCUACGUAUGCGUCAAGAGGACCUCAAAGUUUACGAGUCGACAGUGGACAAAUUCCGACACACAAUAACCUCAGGUAGCCAAUGGUAGAGAUACCAGUCUCAGGAAGUGAGUGAAAGAGCAAGCCUUGGACAAAAUACUCUGUGUCAAUGAAAGAGUAAACCUUUUGGAUUAAACAGUCAGAAAAUCUGUGGAAGAAUAAACCUUAUGGAAGUAGUACAGUACAGUGUAUAGUAAUACUGUACAGUAGUGUCAGAAAGUCAGCAGAAGAGUAAACCUUUUGGACGUUUAGUGUGUGAAAAAUUGAACAUUUUUAACGUAGUAUUGUUAGAAAGUCUUUGGAGAAAUAAACCUCUAAGAAACUGGUCCUGGAUGUCAAUGGAAUAGUGGAUCUUUGACACAAAAGUUGCAAGUACUGAAAUAGGUGGAAAAGCAGCCUUGGGUCAUGGUAGCCUUAGGGAGCCAGCCAGUGGUAGAACUCAAAUACCAAAGUUUCAGGCAGCCAGUAAUGCUUCAACACUCCCAGGGACAUGAAAACUACAAGAAUCUAGUGAUAAGAAAGCCCUGCAGCUCCUUGGGUCCUAGCUAUGUGCUCUGUAAAUGUGCCUACAUCCAGGUUGUAUAUUCAGGGUGAACUGUGGACAGUGAUAUGGGAUCAAAAAAGAUAUUUUCCACUAAAGAAAGGUACAGGAAAUUUUCCCCAAAAAUUUAAGUACUGUUCAGGUAACGUAAUUACCGUUUGCCCAUUUAUGCUGUGUAUUGUGUCUGACAUGACUUGAAUUUUUUAUCCAAAUUAAUUUUUAUCAUAAAAAAAACAUGUUAUUUCCUGAAAACCUCUGCAGUCGCACAAACAUACAGGCUACUGAUUAACGCAGUAGUAAAAGAAAUGUAGGUAGAUUCAGCAGUCAAGGAAGAAAAAUGGUGUUGAACUCUGCUUGUUUAUGUCAUGACAACAGUUCCCAAGUUGUUGCUGGUGGUGAGCUGCAGGACUGGUUGCUGCUACCACUUGUUCGCUCUCCUCCUCUCAUCUGCAUACAGUAUAGUGAAUAAUUACAUAGAAUUAAAUUUUUUUUACUAAUUUAUAAAUAUGAAUUAUGAGGAUAAAAUAAUUCUUUUUUCAAGGUCGUUUGUAGGCGUACAUGCCAAAAAGUAUAUGGGUGAGUUGGUCGACAGAUAACACACUUAACAUAAUUUAAUAUUACCGUUGUUAGUUGAAAAAAAUCUCGUUAACAGAUCAGUUAUAUUAUAUAUUUAGAUAGUAAAACAAAACCCUACUGCCAUUUAAUUUCUCAUUUUGCAUUGUUUACCAUUAAUAUAUUUGUUUUACAGAGUGCAUGAUUGAGCGCUUUAUUUAGUUACCAACACAUGUAGGCUGAAAAGUGACUGGGUCAAUAUGACAGUGUACUACAGUAUUAAACACGUAUAAUAGAAAAUAAUAAAAAGUCAUACACAA